Molecule: messenger RNA, 1798 nt
Organism: Vigna radiata var. radiata (mung bean)
Lineage: Eukaryota; Viridiplantae; Streptophyta; Magnoliopsida; Fabales; Fabaceae
Exons: 3
Coding region: 3-1400 (465 amino acids)
Source: RefSeq, a predicted model, not a curated record
UUAUGUUAGAGAACAGAAAGAAAACUAAAAAGACGCACAUAAUCACUUUCUUCUUUCUUCUUCUCUGUUUUUUCUUUGAACAGAAACAUCAUAAGAAAAAGAAAAGAAAAGAAAGUGGUUACGAUUUCCCUAAUGUAAUGCAUCAUAAGAAAUCCGAACUUCAGAUCGGAAAAGAAAGCACCGGCGUCUCUUCCGAUUUCAACCCUCUCUGCCACCACCCCAACCACCACCACCACCCUAUCCCCAACCUAACUCCCAACCUAAACCUCCAGACCCAAACCUCAACAGUCCCCUAUAAAAGACCCUCCCUCUGCAAAUCCCCAACCCUCAACAGAUUUCCAAAACCGUGCCGCGCCACCGCUCCCUCCGCCACCACCGCUACCUGGGUAUCCUCCGUUGUCUCCCUCCGCUUCCGCCUACGCCUCUUCAUCUUCUUUUCCCUCCCCUUCUUCUACUUCCUUGUCUCCCACCCUACAAACUCCUUCAUCCUUGAUUUCCUCGCCGCGUUCUUCUUCUCCGCCGCGCUCUUCUUCUCGCUCAGCCUCGCCCUGCCGCGAAUCCCCUCCAUCCGCUUCUUCCUCAAGCCCGAGGCCCGGCCUGCGCUGAAGCUACCCGUGUUCUGGGCCCGCCCGGCCCAGCCCGAGUUUCAAUUCUGCGUGGUUGCGUACCCGAACGGCGACGUUUACGAGGGGGAGUUCAGAAGAGGGAAGUGUUGUGGGAGUGGGGUUUACUACUACAGCAUGAGUGGGAGGUAUGAGGGGGAUUGGGUGGAGGGGAAGUACGAUGGGUUUGGGGUGGAGACGUGGGCGAAGGGGAGUAGGUACCGGGGGCAGUACCGCCAGGGUCUUCGGCACGGGUUCGGGGUGUACCGGUUUUACACCGGCGAUGUUUAUGCCGGGGAGUGGGCCAGUGGGCAGAGUCAUGGCUGUGGGGUGCACACGUGCGAGGAUGGCAGCAGAAAUGGGGAUACAUAUGCUGGUGAAUACUUUGCGGAUAAGAUGCAUGGAUAUGGGGUAUAUAGUUUUGCAAAUGGCCAUUGUUAUGAAGGAUCCUGGCAUGAAGGCAAAAGGCAAGGAAUUGGAAUGUAUGCAUUUAGAAAUGGAGAAACCCAGUCUGGUCACUGGCAAAAUGGAGUCAUUGACACUCCCAGCUCACAGAGUGCCACCUAUCCUGUUUCUCCUGUUGGUGUCAAUCAUUCCAGAGUACUAAAUGCAGUGCAGGAAGCAAGAAGAGCAGCUAAGAAGGCCUAUGAUGUGGCCAAGGUAGAUGAAAGGGUGAAUAGAGCAGUAGCAGCAGCUAACAGAGCAGCCAAUGCAGCUAGAGUAGCUUCUGUCAAGGCUGUGCAAAAUCAAAUGCAUCAUAAUGUCAACAGCAAGAGCAUCCCAAUCCCCAUUGUGUGAGGCUAUCAGCUGAAACUUUUGUUACAGUAGAAAUGCACGAGAUUGUUGGAAAAUGUCGAUAUUUUUAACUGAGCCAUUUACGCUGCCAUUGUCACCACUGGCUGAGAGCAAGCAGAUUUAUUAUCCUCUGCCAUAAGUCAUAGGGGGAGAAAGGGUGAUGGCUUCCACCUGGUAAAAAAAACUACAUAUUUUUUCCCUUUGCCAACAUCUUGUAAAUUUAUUUAGAUGUAAAUGCUGGUGUGCUGGUGAAACCUCAACCCAACUCUGAGGUCAUUAGAGCUGUAAAAUUGAUUUCUGUACUUUCCAAUGCCUAGUGUCCAUUUGGUUUGGGGUUAGUAGAUAGAAUUGACUUGGAAAAAGGUUGAGAAAGAAAUUCUACUAAAUCGAGUUAUAUUUCA